AUGGCAACCUUCAACUGCGUCUCCUGCGAGGAAGACAUAACCGGAAACCCGGUAAUGGUGAUGCAAGACUCGGUGUGCGAGGAAUGCUUCGAAGGUGGUAUCGUCCCGUUGUUUCACGCCGCGCUUGCCAAUGAACUCGAAUACCCGGUCCGGUACCGUGGAGUCGAACUUCCUAUUGACCCAUAUGUCGACACGCAUUUCAGCCAGGACUUCGUGCGCUCAUGGUUUGAAAAGACCGUCGAACGGCGCCUACUCCCGAGAGAUCGCCUGUUCUGCGCUGGUUCAGGCACCGAUGGUGACAGGUGUAACUACUUCCUAGGAAAGAAGGCUGACCAUGAUCCAACUGAGCCGUGUUCGAAGUGCACCUCCUUGACGUGUGCGGGUUGUGAUGCUCAGAUCACAUCCGUCCCUCAUAGUUGUGGAGAGACCCAGGAAGCGGACUCCUUCGCAACUCAGAAUCAGACUCGGGGAGUCGACUACCAGCUCUGCCCCAAUUGCCAAACGCCCAUCAAUCUCCGGGAUGGUUGCAAUCACAUGGCCUGUCCUCCUCCAUGCAAUACGCACUUCUGCUACAUCUGCGGUCAGAGAGCGCAUCCGGACGACCGCCCACGCCACUGGAGCAUCAAUGGCUGUCCACUGUAUAAUCGCGCUCAUCCCGCUGCUGUCCUUCCUGUCCAUGACCCGCCACCUGUCCAUGACCCGCCACCUGUCCAUGACCCGCCACCUCGCGUUGACGCGCGUCCCGGACUAUAUGUGCCACCCGGAGCGUUUGAGAAUCCGAGCACCAGGGUGAACCGACUAUUCGAGGCACACCGCGAUCAUCCCUUUGAGCGAUACUGGCUUCUUCGCGGCAUGGGCACUCUCGUACACCGGCGAGUCAGACAAUUCCAAUGGAUCCAGGCAGCCGAGGACCCCCGAACAGCAGCCGCAGCUCUUGUCUUGGGCGUCAUCCCGACCCUGCAAGGCGAUGUGCUUCGUUCUCCGGAGGGAAGGGUCAUGAAUAUGCACAUGGCAUCUAUAAGUCGUAUGUGCGAGCUGGCUGUCCGCCUGAUGUUCCGUGAUGCAGCGGGGCUUGGACCUCCGAGAUUUGAAACUGUUCAUGCGCUGGCCAUACUUCUUGAUGAUUCGCAGCGCAUCUACGUGCGGCAUCUGAUCAACAUGUUUGGGUGGCCGGCUGGCGAACAGUUCUGGGAGCUGGACAAUCGAUUGCUAGCAAAGAUUCAGCAGGUCGAAGAAGUUGCGUUAGCCGUGACUCCUGAGAUGUUUGCAGCAUUUCCCGAACUAGUUCCAGUACUUGCUGGAUGGCGGCUGGCCGCCAGAAGAGACUUUGCCGCGCUGCGGGCUCUUGCACCAGCAGCACCUGAAGCGCUUCCAAGACCUCAGCUACUUUUUGGAGCCUUUUAA
This is a messenger RNA of Zymoseptoria tritici IPO323, 1404 nucleotides long. RefSeq lists its product as uncharacterized. The transcript is spliced from 3 exons. Gene Ontology annotation, biological process: positive regulation of proteasomal ubiquitin-dependent protein catabolic process; ubiquitin-dependent protein catabolic process; protein polyubiquitination. Gene Ontology annotation, molecular function: zinc ion binding; ubiquitin conjugating enzyme binding; ubiquitin protein ligase activity. Lineage: Eukaryota; Fungi; Ascomycota; Dothideomycetes; Mycosphaerellales; Mycosphaerellaceae. Gene Ontology annotation, cellular component: cytoplasm; ubiquitin ligase complex. Bases 1 to 1404 code for a protein of 467 amino acids. The record is from RefSeq and is a predicted model, not a curated record.